Pedinophyceae sp. YPF-701 is the source of this 1596-nucleotide messenger RNA. Lineage: Eukaryota; Viridiplantae; Chlorophyta; Pedinophyceae. The record is from the annotation of a GenBank genome assembly.
AUGAUGCGCCUGCAACCACCCCGGGUCUGCGCCGCUGCUUCCCGGCAUACGCACGCGGUCAGACUCGCGUCGCGGCCUGCUAGUUUACCCCUCAGAGCCGCCCAAGCGGCCCGCGCGUGCCCAAGAGCGCGCCGGCCCCGCCCGCCGCGCGCCUCCGUGGCCACCGACGGGGCGGCGACUGGCUCCAGCGGGGGCGCGGGCGACGUGGCGGGCGCGGGCGAGGAGCGCCUGCCGCUCGACGAUCUGAAUAUCCACCCGCUGCUCGUGGAUGCGCUGUACGAGCAGGACAUCGUCGAGCCGACCGAAAUCCAGGUGAAAGCGGCGCCGGUGAUUCUGGGCGGGCAGGACGUGGCGAUUCGGAGCUACACGGGGAGCGGGAAGACGCUCGCGUUCCUCCUCCCGAUCCUGACCGCGCUGUUCCACCAGCUCGAGGAGGACCGCGCGCUCGGCGUCAGGGACGACAAGGCCGUCAAGUGCCUGAUAGUGGCGCCCAGCCAGGAAUUGGCAAUGCAGAUAGUGCGAGUGGCACGGUCGAUCCUUCCUGAGCAGCUGCGCCCGACGGUGCAGCAGGCGAUCGGCGGGGCGAACAUGGAGCGGCAGAUCCAGGCGCUCCGCGACAACCGGCCGCUCGUCGUCGCGGGCACGCCGGGCCGCCUGUCCACGCUCAGCCGCCUCGGCAAGCUCGGCACUCACACCACCAGGUUCCUCGUCCUCGACGAAGCCGACCAGCUCCUGGCGCGCACGUUCGCGGACGACAUGGAGCGCAUCAUGAAGCACACCGGCCGGCGCACGCCCGGCGGCCGACGCACCAUCAUGACGUCGGCCACCAUCUCGCCCCAGACCGUCAUGAAGGCCGAGAAGCUCGGGUGGAUCCAGGCGCCGGAAUUCGUGUACACGGGCGAGCUCCGGCAGGCGCGCGCCCGCCCCGCGCGGGACCCGGAGUCCCCCGCGCCCGUCGACCACAGCUCCGCGGGCGGCGCCAGCGCGAGCGACACCACCCCGGACCUGCCCCCCAACCUGCGGCACGCGUGCGUGCUCACCGCCGCCCGCCACCGCGUCGACACGGCCCGCCGCGUCAUCCACGCGUCCGGCGCGCUCAAGACCCUCAUCUUCGUCAACCACCAGCGCCGCACGAAGGACGUCGUGUUCAAACUGCGCGCCCGCGGGCUCCUCGUGGAGGGUCUGCACGGCGAGCUAGGCAAGCAGAGGCGCCAGGACGUGAUGCGGCGGUUCCGGCUCAGGCCCGGGGACGCCGGGUACGACAACGACCGUGGGCUGGACGUGCUCGUCGUGAACGACGUGGCCGCGCGGGGCCUGGACGUGCCCGAGGUGGGGCUGGUCAUCAACCUCGAGAUGCCGUCGAACGCGGCGCACUACGCGCACCGCGCGGGGCGGACGGGCCGCGCGGGGCGCGAGGGGCUGGUCGUGAGCGUGGUGGAGGAGGGGCCGGAGAUGACGGCGGUGGAGCGGAUCUCCAAGGGGCUGGGGGUCGCGAUCGAGCGGGGGAGGGUUGGCGGCGGGCGGAUCAAGCUGGACGACGCGCAGGAGGCCGAGGAGGAGGAGGACGCCGAGGAGGAGGAGCAGGAGGCGGACUGA